UGGGGCUGGUGUCUGGGCUCAGCCUGGAGCCCGUCUACUGGAAUUCGGCGAAUAAGAGGUGAGCGGCCCGGGGGUGGGGAUACCCCACACCCUGUGGGCAGGGAGUCUGGAAGCCUUAGGGACUUUGGGGGCUGGGUUCUCGGAGCUGGGAGGAGGCGGAGGGAGGGUGCUGGUGAUCGGAUGUGAGCUGAUGGGCAACCAGACAGAGGUGGUCUUGGGAGCCAGACUCUCGGGCCAUGCACAGAGCUGGAUGCGGGUGGUGACAACCAUGUGUCAGGAGUUUGAAAGACCCCCAAGGGGCAAGGAUUUGAAAGAUCAUGGGUAGCCGGGAGGACAGUGGAGUGGUUAUUUGGGUUUGUGGGAGACCUGUGUGGUGUCGGGGGCUGGGCUUAGAGGGAGCCUGGUUAAUGUCAGCUCUCAGGAGAGCAGCUGAGUAGGUGCUGCUGAGGUGCUGAGAGGAAGGGCAGGGUGCCUCCCUCCCCAGAAGGGACUCAGUGGUGGAAAUGGGAGGGAAGGGCUCUCAGUUUGGGGGCACUGGGGACAACUCCCCCAAGGCUUUUUGACCCUUCUUCACACAUCCGUCUCCUAACUCUUGCCCACAGCCGGAGGGUCUGUGAGUCCUUGGUGGAACAAUUUCCCAACCAGAAGAUUUUCCUGCCUUCCUGGCUUGGAGAUUUCUUUCUGGAAGAAGCCUGGAGCCCCCUAAAGCCCCCACUUUCCCUCUUGCAUCUGGAGUCCUGAGGACUCCGUUGCCCCCUCCCCCAUCUUUGCUGCAAACUCUUCCAUCAGACCCUCUGUUCUGAGGCAUGCUUGCUUUGCUCUGAAAAAAGGCCAGGGGUCAGAUGAAACUUCAAGCCACACAGAGUAGGACAGAACCCUUGGGAGGUCAUUUGGGUCCCUUGCCUCCAUGCAGAUCCUAUUCCCUGUUAGCAAAAGAGUUUUGUGUUUUGAAAACUUCCUAAUUGCCUGGGGAGGCUGUGUGAGGCCAUGCAAAGAGGGUGUGCUUUGGAGCUCAUCAAAUCCUAGGUCUUAAUCCUAGCUCUGCUGCUUUCUGUUGUGUGGCCUUGGGCAAGUCACUUAACCUUCCUGAGUUUGUAUCCUCAAUCCUUACAGGUUUUAUGAAGAUUAGAGGUAAGGUAUUUGAACAUAUUAUAUGCUCAUUAAAGGAGAACUAGGGUAAUUAUUCUUCCUCUCUUUACUUCACAGCUUCCCUCACAUUUCCUGUCCUGGCCUCCCUCCCAUAUCUCUUGGGGUCUAAUCUCAAAUGUCUUUUCCCCUCUCAGUCUCCUACCCACCAACUCCCAGAUGCAGUUGGAGUAUCAGGAGCAGUGUGAGGAUGUUCCAGGCAGAGGGUGGUUACGUGCUCUACCCUCAGAUCGGGGACCGGCUAGACCUGCUCUGCCCCCGGGCCCGGCCUCCUGGCCCCCACUCCUCUCCUAAUUACGAGUUCUACAAGCUGUAUCUGGUAGGGGGUGCCCAGGGCCGGCGCUGUGAGGCACCCCCUGCCCCAAACCUCCUUCUCACUUGUGACCGGCCAGAUCUGGAUCUCCGCUUCACCAUCAAGUUCCAGGAGUAUAGUCCUAACCUCUGGGGCCACGAGUUCCGCUCACACCACGAUUACUACAUAAUUGCCACAUCGGAUGGAACCCGGGAAGGCCUGGAGAGCUUGCAGGGAGGUGUGUGCCUCACUAGAGGCAUGAAGGUGCUUCUUCGAGUGGGACAAAGUCCCCGAGGAGGGGCUGCUCCCCGAAAGCCUGUGUCUGAAAUGCCCAUGGAAAAAGACCGAGGGGUGGCCCACAGCCUGGAGCCUGGGAAGGAGAACACAGCAGGUGACCCCACCAGCAAUGCAACCUCCCGGGGUGCUGAAGGCCCCCUGCCCCCUCCCAGCAUGCCCGCAGUGGCCGGGGCAGCAGGGGGGCUGGCGCUGCUCUUGCUGGGCGUGGCAGGGGCUGGGGGUGCCAUGUGUUGGCGGAGACGGCGGGCCAAGCCUUCGGAGAGUCGCCACCCUGGUCCUGGCUCCUUCGGGAGGGGAGGGUCUCUGGGCCUGGGGGGUGGAGGCGGGAUGGGACCUAGGGAGGCUGAGCCUGGGGAGCUAGGGAUAGCUCUGCGGGGCGGUGGGGCUGCAGACCCCCCCUUUUGUCCCCACUAUGAAAAGGUGAGUGGUGACUAUGGGCAUCCUGUGUACAUCGUGCAGGAUGGGCCCCCCCAGAGCCCUCCAAACAUCUACUACAAGGUAUGAGGGCUCCUCCGACCUGGCUGUCCUGGAUCCAGCCCUUUGUGGGGUGCUCCUCCAGUUUAAUUCAUGGUUUGAGGGACACCUCUAGCAUCUCCUUGGCCCCCUUUGCCCCCCCAGCUCCUUUGCUCCUCCUGGCUCUCACCUCUUCUCCACUUUUAGGAUUCCCUAAGACAUCCACCCAAUGACCGCCUGCCCUCUGGUUGGCUGUGUGUGCCCCUCUCUGUCUCUGUGUUCCUGGGUCCUAUUCCCCUGGGGAGGGGGCAAAGAUUCAGCCUCUUCGUCUAACCAUGACCCAGGGAUCCUUGUCCCCCUCACCCACUGAGAGCUAGGGGUGGGAACAGUCUGUCUUUUGGUUGGCACCUCUUUCUGCCUCUCACUGUUUUUCUCUUCUUUUCUCCUCUCUCUCUUAUUUUCUGUCUCUCUCUUCUGUCUCUAGGUCUGUUCCUCUUCCCUAGCAUCCUCCUCCCUGUACCUCCUUUUAUUUACCCUCUUGGCUUCUUAUCCUGUACCUCUCCCAUCUCCAGGGUGGGGGCAUCAAAGCAUUUCUCCC
Messenger RNA from Delphinapterus leucas (beluga whale), 2786 nucleotides. NCBI's taxonomy places the organism in Eukaryota, Metazoa, Chordata, Mammalia, Artiodactyla, Monodontidae. The record is from RefSeq and is a predicted model, not a curated record.